This is a messenger RNA of Fukomys damarensis (Damara mole-rat), 1064 nucleotides long. RefSeq lists its product as uncharacterized. Bases 34 to 750 code for a protein of 238 amino acids. NCBI's taxonomy places the organism in Eukaryota, Metazoa, Chordata, Mammalia, Rodentia, Bathyergidae. The transcript is spliced from 2 exons. The record is from RefSeq and is a predicted model, not a curated record.
CAGUCAGGCCUGGGUUGGGGAGAGGCCGACAGCAUGGCUCAAGCUCCUGCUCUCUCUCCUGCUGCUGCUCAUGACAUAGCCAGGCAGGCUGGGGACAGCAGCAUCUUUCUGUUGGUGUCAGCCCAGCUUUCAGAACCUCAAGUCCUGCAUUUCCUUCCUUUUAAUCACAGCCCCUCCCUCCCCAGGAACCUGUCCCAGUUUCCUCGAAGCACUGAGCUAGAAGCUGAUUUGAAGGAUUCUCCAUUCACCCUGCCUCAAGCUUUCCCCCCCAACUCCUUGUUGAAGGAAGACUUUCUUGGAAUGACGUGGUUAGAUGUCAACCCGCCCAGCCUGGCCGUUGUACCCAGCAACUCCACCAAACCCUGGCUGGCCCAGUACUUGUCCUGUACAGACCCGAGGCCAUGCCAGGAAGGGUCAGAGUUGCGCAGAGAUGCUGUUUGUGAGAAACCUGAUUGCUCUGUGCCUGAAUUAUUUUGUGCUUGGGAUUCAAAGAUAAAGGAUUUAAUCUCUACCCUGAAGAACUUUACUAUUAGCGAGGAGACAGGGAAAGAAUGCAGCUUUUGCAGCGACAAGACGUGGUUGCAAGUCCCAGCUCUACCUCCCAGCAGCACUAGAUCCUUGAGCAAGUCCGUGGCCACUCUGAGCCUCCAUCUCCUCAUAAACAAGGUGGAGGACAAUGAGAACCAGGGCGAAGGGAUGGCGAGGAGGAAGUGCAGUGAGGCCAUGAGAGGUUUUGUGAGGGAGCAGUGAAUACUGGCUCAACGGGAUUUAAUCUGGGCCACCAACCGGGUGGAGAGCUGGGCAGGCCGAUCAAGGCCUCCUGCACAUCUCUGUGACACCUGCCUGCCCUGCAGUGGGACCUGGGAUCCUACGCUCUCAGAGCGGUAGGAGGGAGCCGGACACACCUUCUGUUUCUCUGCCUGCUGGACUUAACUUCUGCGGCCAUGAGUCCUUUGAUCUGUUAGACUUGCCUACUUCACUCACCUGGAGCCUUGGGAGGGACUGUUCUACUCAGAGGUAGUAUGAAAUCCGCUGCUUUAUUAUUUAUGACUUUUGUUCUGGAA